GACUCUCCGGUGGGGGGCGGGUACAAAUACGAGCGGCCGCCAUCUUGAAGAGCUAGUUGACAAGCUUCGUUCGCAGUCAGCUAAAACAUUUACUCAAACACCGUGAAAAGAACCACCAAACUCGAGCCUGCAAGGAUCGAUUCAUAUCUGAAGAAAGACGCCGGUCAAGAUGGCUAUCUGAACAGUGGGCCUAGAACCGAGCCAGCUCCAGCCGAACCCUCCUGGAGUUUCGUUUUCCCGCAGACCACUAGCAGCUCCUGCCCAAAGCCCAACCACAGUUUGCUGAGGAAUCGAUGCUCACAAGAAGUGUGAAGAUUGAGAAAAGUUGCCCACUAAAAGCCACUUUAAACUUUCUAGGGUGAAAAUAUUGCAAUACCCGCUGAGACAAAAGACAAUUUACCAGUAAGUCUCAACAGGGAAGGACAAUCUGUUACUGAGCAAGGCUUCAGAACUCUUGCUGCAGUUGGAAGCAACUUAAAGAUUAUUGAAGAAAAAUGAGCACCGCCAGGACAGAGAAUCCAGUCAUCCUGGGGCUGUCCAGCCAGAAUGGGCAGCUCCGGGCCGCUGUGAAGACUGCAGGACCGCCAGGUGGAGGUGGAGGGCCCCAACAACAGGCGCUGAACCAGUUGAAAGGCACAAUCAACAAUGGCAACUCUCUGUCGGCCCCCACAACAAAUACAGUCAUCAAACCUGGAGAUGACUGGAAGAAGAGUUUGAAACUGCCCCCAAAGGACACAAGAAUGAAAACCUCGGAUGUGACUGCAACCAAAGGCAAUGAAUUUGAAGAUUACUGCCUAAAGAGGGAGCUGCUGAUGGGAAUCUUUGAGAUGGGCUGGGAAAAGCCGUCUCCCAUUCAGGAGGAAAGUAUUCCUAUUGCACUGUCUGGAAGGGACAUCCUGGCCAGAGCCAAGAACGGCACAGGGAAGAGUGGCGCCUACCUCAUUCCCUUACUUGAACGAAUUGACCUGAAAAGGGACUGCAUACAAGCUUUGGUCAUUGUUCCCACCAGAGAAUUGGCUCUGCAAGUCAGUCAAAUAUGUAUCCAGGUCAGCAAACACAUGGGCGGUGUGAAGGUGAUGGCGACUACUGGAGGAACCAACCUUCGUGACGACAUCAUGAGACUGGAUGAAACUGUUCAUGUAGUCAUCGCUACUCCAGGAAGAAUUUUAGAUCUCAUCAAGAAAGGAGUGGCCAAAGUGAACCAAGUUCAGAUGAUCGUUCUAGAUGAGGCUGACAAACUCCUGUCUCAAGACUUUGUGGUAAUGAUGGAGGAGAUGCUGGGCUUCCUGCCCAAACAGAGGCAGAUUCUGCUCUACUCUGCCACCUUCCCUCUCAGCGUGCAGAAGUUCAUGAACUCACAUUUGCAGAAGCCCUAUGAGAUCAACCUGAUGGAGGAGCUCACACUGAAGGGUGUGACUCAGUACUACGCUUAUGUAACUGAGAAGCAGAAGGUCCACUGCCUCAACACCCUCUUCUCCAAGCUUCAAAUAAACCAGUCCAUAAUCUUCUGCAACUCCUCCAAGAGAGUGGAGCUCCUUGCCAAGAAGAUCUCCCAGCUUGGCUAUUCCUGUUUCUACAUUCAUGCCAAGAUGAGACAGGAGCACCGUAACAGAGUAUUCCAUGACUUCAGAAAUGGCCUCUGCCGGAAUCUCGUCUGCACUGAUCUUUUCACGAGAGGGAUCGACAUUCAGGCUGUGAACGUUGUCAUCAACUUUGACUUCCCAAAGCUGGGAGAGACGUACCUUCAUCGCAUCGGUCGAUCAGGUCGCUUUGGACACCUGGGCCUGGCCAUCAACCUGAUAACCUACGAUGAUCGCUUCAACCUGAAAGGCAUCGAGGAGCAGCUUGGAACCGAGAUCAAGCCCAUCCCCUGCAUCAUCGACAAGAGCCUGUAUGUGGCAGAGUACCACAGCGAGAGCGGGGAAGAAGUCAAGCCAUAAGCCAGUCAGCGCCCCCACGCCCCCUCCAUCAUCCCCUCACCCUGCCCUGCUCCCUGGAUUUUCUUUUAAUGUACAGUUUGUCAUCGAGUUGAAGGCCACCGGAGGAACGCGAUUCCAUGAACGAACUCAUGAGCCUUUUUGACGAGGCGCAGUGCUGCAUCACCAUGACCUGAAGGAGACGACCCACGGAGGAAACGACGGGCAGCGCGACACGCCUGUGCACAUCGUGGAGAAUUCAUACCAUGAGACCUGGAAGCCAGCCCCGCACCCUCCACGCUUCAGUUUUGUUUCCCAAUCUCACCGAUUUGUAUCAAGUGCCUUAAGCAGCUCAACUUGUUCUGAAGUAAUAACCCGCCUUGUGUCAGCUCGCUCUCAUCACACGUUCACCUGGAGGCCAAGUUUGAUUUCCCACCACAGAGGUGAACUUUCUUUUGUUGAUCAUCCAACGGCGCUGAACGGCAACCUUCUCAGCGCUUGGCUGGUAUGAGUCAUCACACUUGACGCUGGCGUUGUUGCGUUUGAGUCUGGCGAAUCAUUUGUGGACACGCAUGGAAUUUUCCUCCACAGACGUUUUGUUUUUGUUUCAACGAAGAAGCCAGUAACUCGGCAGGAAAUCUUGUGCACACAAAAGACCCAAAUACUUUCCUCCGUUUCUCCAUCUCGACACUAAAAACAAACACCGCAGCCACUCGGCACCAGAGUCACAAGGAUUCCUGUUCCGCUGGAGUCUUGGUUUUGUCCCGGUUUCUCAUCUUCUGAUGGAUGGCUAUUCUUAAGACCGCUGCAGUUCCUGCUGCGCUGUGUGUGUGUAUAUACUUUCAUUUUAAGGUCCUUUUAGACAAGUUCUCAAGGCUGGCAGAAAAUACAGCUAUGGCCCGCCCCCUUUUCUCACAAACGCACUGGACCCUUAGCUGCCACUUUUGUUUGGAUCUGCAGUACCGGCCCAUUAAUUUAUGAUUUCAGACGCUGCAGAGCUGAUGACGAACCAACUCGUCUGCAUGAUCCGACUUUCAGUUGAAGACACAGAAUUUGCCAUGAAGAGCAGUGCAUUUCAAAAGUAACCCCCGCCCCCCCGGCUGAUGCCGAACUUGUGCGUUUUCAUUGUCGUCAGCCUUUACUUGUGAACGUGACCUGAGGUUCUGUCGGACCUUUUGUCGCCUUUGAAAAAAUUCUAUCAUGUAGUACUUGCUGCAGUGCAGCUGUAUUGGCAGAGUUUUUUUUUUCCCUUUGGUUCUGGUGGAUUGAUGCGCUUGUUACAAGGAUCUGUGUGGACGGACGGCCGUUUUUACUCACUGCUUGGUGUUUCGGCCGGCUGAGCCAAAAAUGUAGCAGCGAACUCUCUCUGUUCAUUGCGCGUUAGCGGACUUGACUGAAAACGGCUAACGAAAAAUGUAACGACCUGAGCUGCACAGAGAUGAUUUCAGGCAAUAACAUGGACUGCAAUGUUUUUUUUUUCUUCCCUUUUGUUUUUUAACCCAGAAAAGCCCGAAACAAGGAAGUACAUGUGGAGUUUAAAAAAAGAAAACGAAACGGGAAGUUCUGUGAAGGAUGUUUUAAGUCAGACUUCCAACUCUGACAAAGUUUCUCUGCCAUUUUUUUUUCUGUAUUGUUUGGGAUGGGUGGGGUUACAGUUAGUCUUGUUUUCAUUGGUGGAACCUGAUGUCAUCAACUUGGGUCCCUUUUGAAAACACGAUUCCCCUGACGACGAGGGUGAGAUGCUUUUCUUGCCGUUUCCAAGCGACAAGGGUCUGUCGUGCUCGAAAUUCCAAGCACCACAUUGUCAUCCCUCUUGUCCUUUGGAGCGGUGGUCCCUGUUCUCGCAACUCUAUUGCGCCCCCCGAUAUUCUACUAACCAAUCUGGUCAAUUAGUGCUCGUAGCUUUGCAAACUCCAAAUUGUUUCAGUAGAAGAGCGAGCAGGGACCGACCCGACAGACGAGGCAGCUGUCUGUUUCCCCAGCUUUCACUUGGUGCCGUGAUUCCGGACCGAAGCAAUUGAUCCGUCGGGAAUCAGGGCACCGCAGAAGGUGGGGAGAACCUUAAAGACCGAAACGAUAGCAUCUUGCCUUGGACCUGCUAUUCGGAAUAUUCCAUCAGAAAAAAAAAUCUGUUCUGUCUUUAAGGUCUUUUAAAAUGUGGGAGGUAAAUCUGGCGUCAGGCUGCCCUGGUGCAGUGUAGCUCUGCUGGAUCUGUCCGCUCCAGAAGAGGUUGCGCUCCGCCAGCAAACGUGGGAGGAGCCCCAUCAAGGCCUCACCAUCAGAGUUCAAGGGUUUAAAAUGUCAAAAAUGAAGUUACCCUUAUCUUUGGAUUCUUUUCUUUCCGAUGUUCUCAUUGAAGGCUCCAAAUUUAAGUGAAGUAAAAUCCUGAUUUCAAUUUUAUCUGAGGAGAAUUUGGUCUUUAUUGGAUUGGCAGUUUGUUUUUCAGUGAUGCUACUUUUUAAGGUGGGAGUUCUGUUCGAGUGUUAGUCAUUUGGAGAAUCUGAAGUUGUGUUGGAAAUAAAAGCUCGCUGAAUUUA
Synchiropus splendidus (mandarinfish) is the source of this 4453-nucleotide messenger RNA. RefSeq names its product DEAD (Asp-Glu-Ala-Asp) box helicase 6 (gene ddx6). The transcript is spliced from 14 exons. Gene Ontology annotation, cellular component: cytoplasmic stress granule; P-body. Gene Ontology annotation, molecular function: mRNA binding; RNA helicase activity; ATP binding. Gene Ontology annotation, biological process: cytoplasmic stress granule assembly; P-body assembly. The coding region runs from base 495 to 1940 and encodes 481 amino acids. The record is from RefSeq and is a predicted model, not a curated record. NCBI's taxonomy places the organism in Eukaryota, Metazoa, Chordata, Actinopteri, Syngnathiformes, Callionymidae.